Messenger RNA from Rubroshorea leprosula, 480 nucleotides. NCBI's taxonomy places the organism in Eukaryota, Viridiplantae, Streptophyta, Magnoliopsida, Malvales, Dipterocarpaceae. The record is from the annotation of a GenBank genome assembly.
UACUUAAAAUAAUGACUUAAAAUAUGUAAAACUUUAAAUAUAUUAUAAAUGAAAAAUUUUAAAAUUCACCAAAAGUAACCUAGAAAAAAAAAUAAAAAGUUACUGUUCAGGACAUAUUGGGACCGGGAUCGAGACAGGGUAAAAAGAAAUGGCAGCACAUAUGCAGGCAUCGGUUUUGACAGCGAGCACUGUUGGUGUGCCUUUUCCGGAUGAAACAAUUGAUGGAUCUGAAGGAAGCUAUGGUAGUGAAAGCCAAAGAGCAAAGGAUAAGUAAGUUUCUCCAUUUAAGUAAAGGUUUCCUCAAUUCAUGGGUUUUUAUGUUUACUUUUGUUUUAUGUAAUGUGAUGUGAAGUCAUGGAUUCGGAAGUUGAUGGUAUGACUUCGGCCAUGUUGGAAAGUUGCACUAUAUAGUAAUUUUCUUUUAUUUUAUUUUUAAAAAAAUCUGUGAUAUAAUCAUAUAAAUACAAGAAAAAUUAUUUU